Paramacrobiotus metropolitanus is the source of this 3627-nucleotide messenger RNA. RefSeq lists its product as uncharacterized. The coding region runs from base 532 to 2673 and encodes 713 amino acids. The record is from RefSeq and is a predicted model, not a curated record. NCBI's taxonomy places the organism in Eukaryota, Metazoa, Tardigrada, Eutardigrada, Parachela, Macrobiotidae. The transcript has 10 exons.
GAAGUCAUUUAAUUUGAUUUAAAGAUUUCUCGUAGGCGGCUAUGUUAACCACGUAUGCUCUCAGUGCCAAACCUUAAGACGGAAACAGAAAAAAAAUCGUUUUGCCUAAUAGUAGAUAUUAUUCUAUAUUUUUAAAGCAUACUCACAAAACAUUAACGCGAAAAUUAACAAAGUUAUGAAUUUUUGAAAAUUUAAGUUAUAGCAUAUGUGUCUAUGGGCCAGCGUCAAAUCUUCACCGUCACGAAUUUUAUUGCGCAAUCAUGAUGUGGUGCACUGGCAUAUCUCUGUACACGUUCGGUCUCUACUGAGUCUACUCUACUCAACUCAUCUGCUGUAUUCUGUUUUUUUUUCGUGACGAACUUGCUGUGACAUGAUACUUGGCAGUGGUAUGCCGUGCUGGUGAUACUCGCCAGAAUCAUUUUGUUUUACUCGUAAAGACGAUUAUCGGGAAAACAGAGAAAACUGAAACCUGAGAAGGCCCAAUAACCUGUUUAUGUAACCGUGCAGAGUACCGUCUGCAAAGCACUGUCAAUGGCUCCUCACUCGCACCAUCACGAGCAGCCCGUGGUGAAUGGCGCCGAGGACUCCGAAGAUGACAUUGAAUCCAUUGUGUCUGGCACGCCCAGUCCCGACCGGGAAGUAAUGACGGUAGAGCGUUUGCACAAACUGCACUUCCCGCCUAUCCAUCCCUCCGGUCCUUGGCGGCGUGCUUUCAACUUCCAGCGCAACGAGGCCGUCUUCUACCAGCUCGAUGAUUUCGCGCCCGGCCUGCCGGUGGUAACCCGUUGUCUACGACUAAAGGAUCUGCCCAACGUGGGCGUCCAACCGGAGAUGUAUCUGCGGGAAAUCAAGGAGGGCCCUCUGCAUCCCUUGUGGAUCCCUUAUUUCCUGGAUGAAGGCUGGUUCGUGCGCGGCUGGAAGGACAUCAAUACACUGGCGGAUUUCCUCGAGUACGGCGAUAUGCCCAAGGUGCGGGAACAGGAGGAGGCCUGGGAGUCGCUCAUGGAAGCGGAGGAUGGGAGUUGGAUUGAACGCCCCGAGCCGCCGCCUGGACCGCCCAAUCCCGCUCUCGAAAUUCCAGUCGUUGAUGGCCCUCCGAACGCAGCUGGUCCGGUACAUAUGGAUGCACCGUCCGUGGAUGGCGAUCAGGACGGAGCAUCGUCGUCAGCGGAAGUGGGAACCAUCCAAGUGCCGACCCCCCGCACCGCCCGGCCGCCGUCCCUCGCUUCCCUCCUGGGCCCUAAAAAGAUCCCCGCGCACAUGUCAGUUCGGGGGCGCCGUGCCCGAUCGGACACCACGGCCGUGUUGAAUCUCGCAACACUGACUGAAGAGAUCGCAGCACGGACUAGAGAGACCACAGCGCGCCCGUUGAAUCCCCAGGUGCCAUCCACUUUGUGCCUCGCGGAUGCCAGCGUUGGCACGGACAACCCCGAGGUGGUUCCCGAUCAGUCGAUGGAGAAUGUGGAGGCUCCCGUCGCAGUUAGCGCACCGAUGUCGGCGGAUGAUAGCGCGGUUGUGGAGAUGGAGCAGCCUGCCGUUUCUGUGAUGGAGCCAACUGAUGCACCGGUAUCGCUGGAUGAAAACGCAGUCGGAGAGGCGGAGCAGGCCGCUUCUUCCACCGCGGAAGAGCAGAUCGGUGCAUCAGUAUCGGCAGAUUCUAGCAUGGCCGUUGACGAGGAGGAACCUGCUGUUGUCCUUUCCCGAAAUUCCGUUGAGAAUUUUGUGUGCAGCCGAUGCGGUAAAAAAUUUGCCGGGGCCCGUUAUCUUAAACGUCACAAUAAUUAUGGAAAGUGUAGCCGAUUGGCCAAGAAUGCGGCUGCAGCCGGGAUGAGCGCUCCCGUUAACGGAGCCGAGACCCCGACACCGGAGGCGGCGCCUGUCGAAAAGGCUCGAAGCGAAGAAGAACUGGCUCUGGUUCGCGACCAUCGCGAGUUGGGUGACGCAGCAUAUAACGGCGCAUCUGUAGGGGAGUUGUCGGAUGUGGCCAUGGAUUCCCAGUUGGGACUCGCUUUGGCGCCAGGCGGAGUAGGUGGGUUGCUGGAUUAUUUGGAUUCCGCGCCAGUUUGUCCUCUUAAGCGAAAGGAAAGUAGCCAGGAAAUCGAACCAGUUGGCGCUCCAGCAGAUUCCUUGAACACUGUGCAUACUAACAACAAGCUGGCUAAAAGGAAGAGGGUCAAUUCAGCGGCGUCUAAGAAGCGUAAAUCGGAAGGUCGUAUCGAAUCCUCUGUCAGCGGUAGUAGUGUAGCUGGGCCGGAACCCUUGGCACUUACGAUGGAAGAUGGGACAGCCUUGGUACGCGACAUUUCGCCGGAACUCCAGGCACCAACGCCGCGACCCUCUUCGGCAUCGUUGGCCGGUGGCGGAUCGGGUCUGGAUGGGGCUGUGAUAAAGUCGGCUAAUAGCCGGAAACCCAGACGACGACGCCGGGUUUCGAAAAAGAACAGGUUCACCAAGCGAGUGAUUCGUGGUGCGGCUCAAGUGAUCACUUUGCUGCCCUCAACUACCGACGGUCUUCUGAAAAAGGUUCCAGGUCCAGGAGAGGAAAAUAUAAGAGAGCUCCGAAAGCCACUCCGAAAGCCACUCCGAAAGCCGCUCCGAAGCAGAAUGGUGCUGGGCCCAGAAAAGGACGAUUGUCUGGAGUUGGAGUGGAGCCUUUCACGGUGGAACCAUUAAAUGUGAAAGAUGGGCCGAAGAAGAAGUAUAAAUCACGCAAGCGAGUGCGCGCCCCAACCGGCAUCAGGGAUGUGAUUGAAGCAGCGGAGGUUGAGAAGCAGAAGAAUCCGCGCAAAAGCGAGGAAAGGUAGUAGCGGAGGAGCCGUCUGCGGGGACGGCGGGGGUGGGUGAAAGGUCGUUUCCGUGUCCGGAAUGUAAGGAAGUGUUUAGCGCUGAUCACAUACGGCAGGAGCACGUGAAUAAUCACCACGGAUCAACGAUGGCCGCCGUCCUGGCCGAGCGGGAUCCCGGAAAGGCACUCUUGUGCCGUAUUUGCAAUAAAUUCAUUGCCAGUCCCAGGCUGAAGAAGCACGCGGCUGAUUGUAUCAUGAAGAAGGUGGCCUCCAAAAUUAACGCUUACAAGAAGAAAUGAGCCGAGUGAAGAACGAACGAACACAAGCGGUAAACAGCGCGCAAUGUUCAAGAAGGAAUGGGUGAAGCUGAAUCUGUUGAAAAAAUGACUGCAGUUUGCAAUUGUGGAUUCUUCAUAUUGAGUUGGAAUGGAUUCUUCAUAUUGAGUUGGAAUGGACGAGUGGUUUUUUGGCUGCGUUGGAUAUCAUUUUCCUGGCUUUCUUUGAUUUUUGUUCCUCGCACAUCGCGGCACAUGUAUAAAUGGAAUUGUUUUAUUUUUGUUAAUUGUGUUAUCGUCGCACCGGGUACUGGAUAAAGAGGCGUCCUGCAGAGUGGCUCAAUGGUUCUAACUUCUGUGUUGCGGGACGAAGCGGAUUUAUCGCUGAAUCUAAAAUCUGAUAGUACAGUAUAAUAGAAGAUUUUGUCUGUUAGAAUAUUAUCUCUCUAACAAUUUUGUCGAUAUAUGUUGGGAUUAAGCACAGUUUUUGCUGCAGUUGAUUGUACCGUUUUUUAUCGCAAACAAUUGUUUUCAUUCUGUUGCAAAACUAAUAAAUAAAGAUGGAA